Cuculus canorus (common cuckoo) is the source of this 3463-nucleotide messenger RNA. RefSeq names its product melanotransferrin (gene MELTF). The transcript has 15 exons. Lineage: Eukaryota; Metazoa; Chordata; Aves; Cuculiformes; Cuculidae. The coding region runs from base 156 to 2378 and encodes 740 amino acids. Gene Ontology annotation, biological process: iron ion transport. Gene Ontology annotation, cellular component: extracellular region; recycling endosome; early endosome. The record is from RefSeq and is a predicted model, not a curated record.
UGAGGUGACGUGUGCCAGAAUAAGCAAGAUAAAUUGUUGAACAAAGUGCAAACUUGAAUGCUGCUGAUUUUCACCAAGCAGCAGGCUGGAGAGCACACUCACAGAAGCCUUGAUCUCCAUACGUUCUGAAGGCUGGAAAAAGCACAGAUCCCAAAAUGUUCAUGAUGAAGAAUCCCAGAAGCAUUUUAUAUCUUCUCUUCUUUCAUGCGGCUUUCAGCCUGGAACGUAUCCGGUGGUGCACUGUCUCUCAGCAAGAACUUUCCAAGUGUAAUGACAUGAGCAAGGCCUUUCACGGAGCUGGCAUCCUUCCGCCUCUGGAGUGUACAGAGGGGGGUUCAGCUGCUAACUGUACCCACAUGAUCAAGGAUGGUUUGGCAGAUGCAGUGACACUGGACGGUCGUUUGAUUUACCAGGCUGGAAAGGAGCAUGGUCUGAAACCUGUGGUUGGGGAAGUAUAUGAUCAAGAGAUUGGAACUUCCUAUUAUGCCGUGGCUGUAGUAAGGAAGAACUCCAGCAUCACCAUCAACAACUUGAAGGGUGUGCGUUCAUGUCACACGGGCAUCAACAGGACUGCAGGCUGGGAUGUGCCAGUGGGUUAUCUCAUGGACAGCGGGCGCCUGGCAGCGAUGGGAUGUGACCUUCCAAAAGCUGUAAGUGAAUAUUUCAAUGAAAGCUGUGUUCCUGGAGCAAAUGGCAUAAAAUAUCCCAAAUCCCUCUGUCAGCUCUGCAGAGGGGAUGCAGCUGGGCAGAACAAAUGCGAAGGAAGUUCCCAAGAGCAAUACUAUGACUACAGUGGGGCUUUCAGGUGUUUGGCUGAAGGUGCUGGAGAAGUUGCUUUUGUGAAGCACAGCACGGUGCCUGAAAAUACAGAUGGAAGAAGUUCGUCUUCAUGGGCCCAGCGGCUUCGCUCCCAGGACUUCCAGCUUCUGUGCCGCGACGGCAACACAGCUGAUGUGAUGGAGUGGAGAACGUGCCACCUGGCCCGAAUCCCAGCUCGUGCUGUGGUUGUGCGGCCUGACACAGAUGGGACAGUUGUCUUCCAGCUCCUGAACCAGGGACAACAAAGAUUUAAUGGGGUAGGCACCAAGUUUCAGAUGUUUGAUUCUGCAACCUAUGAUGCCCAGAAUCUUCUGUUCAGAGACUCCACCACAGAGCUCAUUGCAAUCACAGGUCAGAAUUACCAAGAAUGGCUGGGUAAUGAGUAUCUUCAUGCCAUGCAAGCUCUGAGCUGCAACCCCAACACAUUGCCAGAAAGCCUGAACUGGUGCGUUGUAUCCACGGAGGAGAUUUGGAAAUGUGGUGAAAUGGCUGUUGCCUUUAAGCAAAAGAAUUUGAAACCAGAAAUUCAGUGUAUUUCUGCCAAGACAAAGGAAGAGUGCAUGGAGCUGAUCCAGAAAAAGGAAAGUGAUGCUGUAGUUCUGGGUGGAGGUGAUAUUUACAUGGCUGGGAAGACAUACGGCCUCGUACCAGCUGCUGGAGAAAGUUACUCUGCUGACGACAACAGCAGUGCAUAUUAUGCUGUGGUAUUAGUGAAAAGGAAUCUGUCCAAUGCAUUCACCAUCAGUGACCUGAAAGGGAAGAAGUCCUGCCACACAGGACUGGGGAGAAAUGCUGGAUGGAAUAUCCCCAUUGGUAUGCUAAUUAAGAGGGGCAUUAUUAAGACCAGGGACUGUAAUAUUCCACAAGCGGUGAGUGAGUUUUUCUCUGCCAGCUGCGUGCCUUCAGCUAACCAGGACAAUUACCCAUCAAAACUCUGUCAGCUAUGCAUUGGAGACAAUAGAGGAAACAAUAAAUGCAGUGCAAGUAGCCAAGAACGUUAUUACAGCUACAGUGGAGCCUUCAGGUGCCUGGCACAGGACUCUGGGGAUGUGGCCUUUGUGAAGCAUUCAACGGUGUUUGAGAACACAGAUGGUAAGAAUACUGAUAGUUGGGCCCAAAACUUGAAAUCCAGUGAUUUCCAGUUACUGUGUCCAAAUGGUGCCCGUGCUGAAGUCACCCAGUUUGCUGAGUGUCACCUGGCUCAGGUGCCCGCUCAGGCCAUUAUGGUUCACCCAGAUACCAGCAUUUUUGCCAUAUAUGGACUACUGGACAAAGCCCAGGUCUACUUUGGAAAUAGCAGCAAUGGAAAUGGAUUCAAAAUGUUUGAUUCUUCAGCUUUUAGAGGAAAAGACUUGAUCUUUAAGGAUUCUACUGUUGCGAUCGUGCCAGUAAAAGAGAGGAGGACGUAUGUAGAAUGGCUGGAGAGUGAAUAUAUUGAGUCCCUUGAAGGGAUGCAAACACCACAGUGCACUGGGGCAGGUAAUAAGAUCAGACAACACCUCCUUAUAACUACUGUUGUUCCCCUUCUUCUUUUGUGUCAGAUACAAGGCUUGGACUAGCAUGGCAACUUCCAGGCCAGCUCUGCCCUACCACCUUUUCCUCAGAUAAUCUGCCCUCGGAUAACAUUUGAAUGCCCCUUCCUGUCUCCUUGCAGGGCAAGGUGCUAACAGCAUCUGAUCAUCAGGGGAGUGGGUGGGGUAGAAUUUGGGGCAGAAGCCAGCAAUACAGUGUCAGCAUGGUUUACAAGAUCAGUCCAAUACUGGAGCACCUCUGCCAUCAGUGCUGAUGCUGAACCUCCCUGGACUGGAGGAUUCCUGAGUGCUAUUAGAUGGAUACUGGGUUUCUGAUCCGCAGAAGAAUUUCUGUAUCUUGGAAGGCAGUAUCAAAAAUACUGUUUGGUGAAUCUUCUCUGGCCUCCUGGCUGGUGAUGUUCCGACUCCUAUGUCCCUGCUUAUUCCAUCCUACCUUUGCUGGGGGCAAUGGUUUCUCCUGAGCUCUGCUGCCAGAAGAGUAAAUUGCACAGAGAACGGACAGGCUUUCAACAGAGAGAUGACCUCCAGUCCAGAAUACAGUUUCUGCCACGGGCAAGGUCCUCCACCUUGCAGCACAUUAAAGUGGGAGAACCUCCAGAGUUACUGAAUGAAAAAGAAAGCCAGAGAGACUUGAGGGACCAUCUGUUGGCAGAGGAAGGAACUAAGCCAAACGGCAUGCAUCCACGUGAGCUUGUUGACUUUCCCCAGCCAGUGCUCUCACUGCUUGAGAGAGAUGUCAUCUGCCCUGUGAUCAUUAAUUUGAUGCAAUCUCCAUCAAGAAACUUGUGGCUGUCCUCCUCCAUGGGGUUAUCUGAGUACCUGUGCAUGAAACUUGUAUUUGCUGUUAGUGAAACAAAGCAGUUAACUUAUAGUUAACUGUUUCUAUACCUACUGGCUUGUAGCAUUCAGUUUUUAUUUUUAUCCAUAGCUGCAAUAAAAACAAAUGUUGCUGUGCUGCUGGCAGGCGGCAUCCUCCUGACCACAGCUACCACCUCAUGAUCCUGGGAUGAAAAGCCAUUCAGCAUAAUAAAAAAAAUCCUGGUAGAACCAGAUGAUAAUAAUGGUGUAAAUAAACGAAAACAAACAAAUAAACAUGAGAAGUAAUUACCAUU